AUGAUUAAAAGGCGUUCAGUAUUAACAAGAAAGACAUCGUGCCCCGUUUGUUCCAAAAAAAGAAUUAAAUGCGACAGAUUAGUACCGUGUACCAAUUGUCUAAAUAAAGGGUUAGAAAAUGAAUGUUUAACUUCGACCUUUUCUCGAUCUACCGUAGAAUCUACUAUCGAGUCGCACAUUUUGUCUUUAUAUCAAAAUUGGGAUCAUUGGAUCGUCAAAGAGGCAUGUUUCAAUGGAAUGCUAUGCAUGAUGCAUGUACCUUUUAUAAAUGAAAAUAAUUUACUUGAUGAUUCUUUAAUACGGUUGGUUGAUGAGGAUAACAGUUUCAAAAUUUUGGAUUUUGCAAUGUCUAAUUUGGGCUUUAUGUUUUUCGGUUAUUUCGCAGAUAUAACAGAAUUUUAUUUAUUAUUAGAGAAAUAUUGGGAGCCUAAAAAAUAUCACGGUCUAAGUCUAGAUGACAUGUUUACUGAAACUUUACUAUGGAGCAUAUUUUCCAUGUCAGUUUAUUAUAUGAAUCAAAGAGAAUUGGAAAAUUUAUUUGGGGAUGAAGAUCUCGAGAAAAUUUAUAAAUGUUUUUUAUAUUAUACUCUAGAGCUAAUAAAGAACAUUUUACACAUACCAGAUGUACGAAUCAUUCAAGCGUUUUUGAUCUUAAGUAAUACUGACUUUAGGUACCGAUAUCCGAUGUAUUAUCACCACCUAUUUUGUACCGUACAACAUAUUUCAAGUACUAUUAACUUAAAUAAUAUAAAACCAUUUAGCUUUGAAAAUAGCUUCUUAUCAUAUAAGCUGAUUAAAGAUUCGUGUGAUAAAAUGUGGUUUCAACUGUUAUAUUGGGAUUAUUUAACUGAAUCUAUUAAAAGGCCCAUAAAUUUGCACUAUAAUUUUAAAUCACUAGUUUUACAAGAACAACAAGAUGUUUUCCCUAAAAAUAUUGAAAAUGUUGAAAAUAAUCCAGAAUUGUAUAAAGUUGAAGAGACUUUUGAGUUACUCCUUUGGAAAUUUGUUUCGCUUGAUAGAGAUAUGGAACAAUACGUAAAUAAAAAGGCUUCAAUGAAAUCAAUUGAUGCUAUUGAAAAAGAAAUCAUAUUACUGGAUACGAAACGCAAAAUUUACAUCAAAAAUUUAUCCUCUAAUUCAAAAAACGAUUUAUUUCAAAAGUUUAUAUAUGUCACUAUUCUAAAAAAAUCUUAA
Messenger RNA from Saccharomycodes ludwigii, 1194 nucleotides. It is a transcript of the gene CEP3, whose product is annotated as Cep3p. The record is from RefSeq and is a predicted model, not a curated record. The transcript has 2 exons. Gene Ontology annotation, molecular function: DNA-binding transcription factor activity, RNA polymerase II-specific; zinc ion binding. Lineage: Eukaryota; Fungi; Ascomycota; Saccharomycetes; Saccharomycodales; Saccharomycodaceae. Bases 1 to 1194 code for a protein of 397 amino acids. Gene Ontology annotation, biological process: regulation of DNA-templated transcription.